UUCGGCUUUGGAUCGGAGUCGAGGAACAUGGAUUUCGACGAGACCGUGCCACUGAGCCAGCGGUCGGAGUGGGCAGACGUGGUCCCGUUGACUCAGGACGAUGGCCCGAAUCCGGUGGUGCCGAUCGCCUACAAGGAAGAGUUCCGCGAGACUAUGGAUUACUUCCGUGCGAUUUACUUUUCCGACGAGCGAUCUCCUCGCGCACUACGACUCACGGAAGAAACGCUCCGCUUAAACUCCGGCAACUACACAGUGUGGCAUUUCAGGCGCCUAGUACUCGAGGCCCUUAAUCACGACUUGUUUGAAGAACUCGAGUUCAUCGAACGCAUUGCUGAGGAUAACUCUAAGAACUACCAACUGUGGCAUCAUCGGCGAUGGGUUGCAGAGAAACUGGGUCCUGAUGUUGCAGGGAGAGAACUUGAAUUUACCCGUAGAGUACUUUCACUUGAUGCCAAACAUUAUCAUGCUUGGUCACAUAGGCAGUGGACGCUACGGGCAUUAGGAGGAUGGGAAGAUGAGCUCGAUUACUGUCACGAGCUCCUUGAAGCUGACGUCUUUAACAAUUCCGCCUGGAAUCAGAGGUAUUACGUCAUUACUCGAUCUCCUCUUUUGGGAGGCCUAGAAGCCAUGAGAGAAUCUGAAGUAAGCUACACAAUCAAAGCAAUUUUAACCAAUCCUGCAAACGAGAGCUCAUGGCGAUACCUGAAAGCUCUUUACAAAGACGACAAAGAAUCCUGGAUUAGUGAUUCAAGUGUUUCCUCAGUCUGUUUGAAUGUUUUAUCCCGCACGGAUUGCUUCCAUGGAUUUGCUUUGAGCACCCUUUUGGAUCUUCUAUGCGAUGGACUGAGACCAACCAACGAGCAUAAAGACUCAGUGAGAGCUCUAGCUAAUGAAGAACCAGAUAAUAACUUGGCCAUUUUGGUGUGUACCAUUCUUGGUCGUGUAGAUCCUAUAAGAGCUAAUUAUUGGGCAUGGAGAAAGAGCAAGAUUACAGUAGCAGCAAUGUGACGUCUCAAAAUCACACUUGCAAAAAAACUUGAUUUUUAGUUCCUUUUUCGUAUGUACUGCUGUUUAUGAAUCACAUGAACAUGUUUCUAUGUAUCAAAACAAUCUCGAUUUCUCUGUUUC
Arabidopsis lyrata subsp. lyrata is the source of this 1128-nucleotide messenger RNA. RefSeq names its product protein farnesyltransferase/geranylgeranyltransferase type-1 subunit alpha. Gene Ontology annotation, molecular function: protein farnesyltransferase activity; CAAX-protein geranylgeranyltransferase activity. Lineage: Eukaryota; Viridiplantae; Streptophyta; Magnoliopsida; Brassicales; Brassicaceae. The record is from RefSeq and is a predicted model, not a curated record. Gene Ontology annotation, cellular component: CAAX-protein geranylgeranyltransferase complex; cytoplasm; protein farnesyltransferase complex. Bases 28 to 1008 code for a protein of 326 amino acids. The transcript has 5 exons. Gene Ontology annotation, biological process: protein farnesylation; protein geranylgeranylation.